Messenger RNA from Chroicocephalus ridibundus (black-headed gull), 3641 nucleotides. RefSeq names its product eukaryotic translation initiation factor 4E nuclear import factor 1 (gene EIF4ENIF1). Gene Ontology annotation, molecular function: mRNA binding. Bases 156 to 3104 code for a protein of 982 amino acids. Lineage: Eukaryota; Metazoa; Chordata; Aves; Charadriiformes; Laridae. The record is from RefSeq and is a predicted model, not a curated record. The transcript is spliced from 19 exons. Gene Ontology annotation, cellular component: cytoplasm; nucleus. Gene Ontology annotation, biological process: negative regulation of translation.
CGGGGCGGGUGGCGGAAGGCCCCGGUUACGGCGGCUGAGGAGAGACAGAGUCGGGCAGGAUCGGAGAGCGGGCGCGCCAGCCGAGCGCGGAGGGGGCCGGAGGCGGGCGGGGGACGGCGCCGGCCCGGUCCGUGGUCAAAGGCUUUGAGGUAGCCAUGGAUAAAAGAGGAGGCGUAACAGAAACUGAAAACGGUGAUGCUUUCCUGGAGUUGAACAGGAUUCCUACAAAAUACCCACAUCGUUACACAAAGGAGGAACUGCUGGAUAUUAAAGAGCGUCCCUACUCUAAGCAAAGACCUUCUUGUCUUUCUGAAAAAUAUGACAGUGAUGGUGUCUGGGAUCCAGAGAAGUGGCAUGCAUCUUUAUAUCCGAGUUCAGGAAGAACUUCACCAGUGGAAAGCUUUAAAAAAGAUUUGGAUUCAGAUCGGACUUCUCUUAUGCGUAGGAUAGUAGAUCCAAGAGAGCGAGUGAAAGAAGAUGACUUGGAUGUAGUCUUAAGUCCACAAAGGCGAAGCUUUGGAGGUGGCUGUCAUGUAACUGCAGCUGUUAGCUCACGUCGAGCAGGGAGCCCGUUAGAAAAGGAGAAUGAUGGUGUCCGUGUUAUUGGUGGCCGUAGGAUUGGAAGUGGAAGAAUUAUCUCUUCUCGUAACUUUGAUAAAGACCACCGGGGUGGUGAAAAAGACAUACGUGAUUCCAGAGAUGCAAGAGACCGAGAUCGUGAGAGGGACUACAAAGACAAACGCUUCAGGAGGGAAUUUGGUGACAGCAAACGUGUCUUUGGGGAGCGAAGAAGGAAUGACUCUUACACUGAGGAGGAACCUGAGUGGUUCUCUGCUGGUCCUACAAGUCAGUCUGAAACCAUUGAGCUUACAGGCUUUGAUGAUAAAAUUUUGGAGGAAGAUCACAAAGGGAGAAAACGUACACGACGACGUACAGCCUCACUAAAAGAAGGGAUAGAAUGCAAUGGUGGAGUGGCAGAAGAGGAUGAAGUGCAAACUGUCCUUGCCAAUGAAACUCCAGCAGACCAAGAAGUUCCUAGGGAAGCAGUCUUACAAGAACCAGCUCCAGGAGAGUUUGACUUCAAUGAGUUCUUUAACUUGGAUAAAAGUGUUCCUGGCCUGGCUUCGAUGAUAGAAGAUGUGCUGGGGGAAGGCUCAGUGUCUGCCAGCAGGUUCAGCAGGUGGUUUUCUAAUCCCAGUCGUUCUGGAAGUCGGUCAAGCAGCUUGAGAUCUACACCACAUGAGGAACUGGAGAGGCUAGCAGGUCUAGAGCAAGCCAUUCUCUCCCCUGGCCAGAACUCUGGAAACUACUUUGCUCCCAUUCCAUUGGAAGACCACUCUGAAAACAAAGUGGACAUCCUAGAAAUGCUACAGAAAGCCAAAGUGGACUUAAAACCUCUUCUCUCAAGUCUUUCUGCCAACAAGGAAAAGCUUAGAGAGAGCACACAUUCAGGAGUUGUACUUUCAGUGGAAGAAGUCGAAGCUGGGCUAAAAGGCCUGAAAGUGGAUCAGGAGGGGAAAAUUGCUACUCCGUUUAUGGCUGAGCAAAUGGAGGAAGCAUUGAAUGUCACUGGCUCCAGACAGCUCAAGAAAGAUGGAGAUAUGACUGCAUUUAACAAACUAGUCAGCAGUAUGAAGGCAAGUGGGACUCUCCCUUCACAGCCCAAAGUCAAUCAGAGUCUUGAGAGCCACUUAAUGUCACCUCCAGAGAUGCCAGGCCAGCCUCUAUCAAAGAAUAUUCUGCAGGAACUUCUUGGUCCACCCAUCACCAGACCUGCUUCAUCAAAUGUCUUAAGUGGCCUGAUAGGUGGUUUGGAACCUGCAGCCUCUUUGCUGACACAAAGAGCACCUUCUCCCCCUAUUCCACCUGUGUUUCCAACUCGAGCUGCUUCUGCAGAUUACCUGCGCCAUAGAAUAUCUUCACCCAUUGGUUUUGGACAAGGUUCUCAGCAAUUGCUUGGUGAUCCAUUUCCAGGUGUAAGGAAGCCCAUGAGUCCAGUUGCUGCACAGAUGAGUCCCUUGGAAAUACAGCAAGCUGCGUUAGAGGGACUAGCAUUACCACAUGACUUAGCCCUACAGGCUGCAAACUUCUAUCAGCAUGGCUUUGGUAAACCACAGAUGGACAAAAGCAGAGAUGGCUACAGAAACAGGCAGCAGCGAGUGACUAAAUCGCCUGCACCAGGACACAGAGGGAACGCAUCUUCUCCAGCUCCAACAGCAUCCAUUACCAGCAUGCUGUCUCCUUCCUUUACACCUACCUCGGUGAUUCGCAAGAUGUAUGAGAGCAAAGAAAAAAGCAAAGAGGAGACAGUUUCUGGGAAAAUGAAAGUCAGCGAUGGUAAAGAUGAAAAUCAGAGGCCAAAUGAAGCUACAGAUAACCUACUGUCUAGUUCUGUGGAGAAUGCAGAUCAAGAAACUUUGCCCACCUUAGGUACCAAAUUACCUGCACUGCAACGCUCUGCAUGUUCCACACCUCUUACCCAAGCAAAUCGUUGCACCAAAGAGCAAGACUACAGGCCUAAAUCAACUGGUAGAAAGACUCCUACAAUGGCCUCCCCAGUACCAGGAGGCCCUUUUCUUCGUCCUGUUCAUCAAGUACCCCUUGUUCCCCAUGUACCAAUUGUACGACCUGCUCAUCAACUGCAUCCAGGACUGGUCCAGAGAAUGCUGGCACAGGGGGUUCAUCCGCAACAUCUUCCCCUACUGCAAGCAGGUAUGCUUCCUCCUGGAGUGGACCUGUCUCACCUGCAGGGAAUAUCUGCUCCCAUCCUUGGCCAACCUUUUUACCCACUACCAACAGCCAGCCAUCACAUCUUAAAUCCACGCUCUGGGACACCUUUGCAGCUAGCGAUGAUGCAACAGCAACUACAGCGAUCAGGCAGUGGAGCACAGGGAUCACCCGCUGGUGCACAGACAACCCCUCAGAAUGUGCUGUCUCGGACUGGAUUAUCUCAUGGGCACACACAGCUUGACCAUCGCCCUAGCCAGAGAAGUGGCUCUCCCAUUGGCCUUGCAAAGUGGUUUGGUUCGGAUGUCUUGCAGCAGCCUCUCCCUUCCAUGCCAUCCAAAGUCAUCAGUGUAGAUGAACUGGAAUACCGGCAGUGAACAGUGACCACUGGGUGGGACACUUGUGCUUGUUUAGACUGGAUAAAAAUGUCCAUAGUCAGGACUUCACCUCUGUUUGUUUUUUGGGGCUUUUAUUUUUAGCACUCUGUGCAAAAUUUCUUUUUGAGAGACUAAAGCACAUGGCACCUGUCCUGGUCUCAUGUCUGCAUCAAGACUAAAGGAUCCAUUAUGGCUUGAAUAGUGAAGCCUGAAGAAAUUUAGAUGCAAGACAAAGCCAGUUUAAUCCUGGAAGUGUCUAUUUUUUGUUUUUGUAAGAUAUGUGAAUGAAGUGCUGAUAUUCUCUAGUGUAGAGGUAGCAGCUAUGGAUUCCUCCUGCAGAAAACUAAAUGUAUAGACCCUUGUGUACAGACUUGUGUAUAAACAAUCUUUUGUAUAUAUACACAUAGAAUAGCCUUUUUGAAUCUAUACAGCUGUACAUAAGAGUAGCUGGUAACAGUUGAGCUUUAGUUGUGCCUAUGGUUUGGAUCUUUCUCCAUUGUAUGUGUGGGACUUUAAGAUUAAAGUUGCAUAUCCUAA